Messenger RNA from Psylliodes chrysocephalus, 372 nucleotides. The record is from the annotation of a GenBank genome assembly. NCBI's taxonomy places the organism in Eukaryota, Metazoa, Arthropoda, Insecta, Coleoptera, Chrysomelidae.
UGAAAUAGUAAUCAUAGAUGAAGGCUUAAGUUAUGACGCAAAUCAUCCUAUACAUCUCCACGGCAAUGGAAAGAUUAGGCACGUCUACAACUGUCGCAGAAGUAAAAGAAAAAGACGCAAAAGGCCUAAUCAGAAGAAAUUUGGAUAAUCAUCCGUUAAAAGAUACUGUCACAGUACCUGAUGGUGGUUAUACAGUUGUUAGAUUUGGAGCCAAUAAUCCAGGAAAGGAGUAGUUAAAUAUUCCAAACCAAAAAUUUGCAUUUAAAUGAUUGGUAAGAUCCACAUUCUCGCAACAGUUAAGGAGUGAUCUCUCCGGUCACGUCGUGAAUGUAUGACCGACGGGAUGUGAUAACAUGGGGAGUUCGAAGGGUG